Molecule: messenger RNA, 468 nt
Organism: Geodia barretti
Lineage: Eukaryota; Metazoa; Porifera; Demospongiae; Tetractinellida; Geodiidae
Source: the annotation of a GenBank genome assembly
AUGGACGGAGAUAAGGCUCAGAAUGCUGAGGUGAGGUAUGAGAUUCUGAGUGAGAGCAGUGGCUUUGCGGUUCAUCCGGAGACCGGCGAGGUUGUCACGCUCGGAGGGUACGAUCGGGAGACCAGAGACAGGUAUGACGUCAUCGUUUUGGCCAUCGACGGAGGGGAUCCCCCUCUCAAUUCAUCCACGGUCGUCAGGGUUACCGUAACUGAUGAAAACGACAAUGCGCCGCAGUUUGAUCAGUCGGAAUACUCAGUCAGUUUCCCUGAGAAUGAGCCUCCAUUUUCCUCUGUCUUUCUCUUACACGCCAGUGACAAUGAUGCUGGUCCUAAUGCUGAGCUGACUUACUCCAUUGACUCUUCACUCCCUCAAGACCACUUCCUGAUAAACUCUACCUCUGGUCUACUCCAGACUGCGAUUCCAUUGGACAGAGAGGAGAUUAGCAUCAUACGUCGUUACUAUUGUUAG